Messenger RNA from Haliotis rubra (blacklip abalone), 2405 nucleotides. Its product is annotated as transmembrane and ubiquitin-like domain-containing protein 1. Gene Ontology annotation, molecular function: protein binding. Lineage: Eukaryota; Metazoa; Mollusca; Gastropoda; Lepetellida; Haliotidae. The record is from RefSeq and is a predicted model, not a curated record.
CAUCCUGUUGCGCAUACGUCUUUCAAUCACACCACGAAAUGCAAACGUUAGCCGAAACAUAGUCAGAGGAAGUAAAGACUCGGGGAAAAGAAACGACAUCUUCUGUGAAACAUUACGUGUCUAAAAUGAUAGAAGCUACGGACCAUAAAAGAUGCUGCUGAGGAUGGACUGGGGUUUUAGCUGAAGCUUAACACAAGAGAUAGGAGUUGGAGAAGGUCCUCAAAGCUUUCCAUGCCUCUCAUAGAAGGGCUGGGUGAUGAGGUGACCCUCAUCUUUUGCCUGGUCACGUUCAUUGUGGUGCUGCUCAUAGCAUGGCUGUCCACACACACCAGGGACAUACCGUUCUUCAGCCUCAUUGUGGUGGAGCUCACACAGCGGGCGACUCUUCGGAGACAACUUGCGGAAGCAAAUCAACAAACACAGGGACACCCAGAGACGCCACAGCUUCAGAAUGCUGGCGGAACUCAGGAAGGAGUAGCUAAUGCUGGUCCUGGUGAUGCUGCUUCUGAUGCUGUGAGUGAUGCAAUCCCAGUUUCUGAAACUGACAGCCCUACAGUUGAAAGUGAUGAUAUACAGAAGGAUGCUUCUGUCCAGGAUGAAGAUGUGGCCAAUGUCCACAGUGUGGAAGGCACAUCAGAGAGUGGUGUAGAGGACACAGAGCUAGCCAGAACUAACCAGCUUGGUGACGAUAAGGCUGGAGUGGAUGAUGGCGUAGAGUUUCGAAAGACAGAAGACUCAGCAAAUGUGAUAGUCGAAGAGAUAUGCAGGACUACCAAAUCAUCACCAAUACUUCAGACAUCCAAUGUAGAUAGUCAAGAUGUAAACAAUGAAUCUUCUGAGGAUGCAGACGAAAAUACAGCUGCAUCUUCGUCUUCUGCAGAGACAGUUCAGCCUGUUAUAGCCUCUACACAAGUGAGGCAGAGACAUGUGCCUUUAAGAGAACCACCUUCCCCAACACCCUCUUCCUCCUCCUCCUCCUGCCCAACCCCCUCCCCCACCACUACUGGUGUGUCAAGUGGAACACAUCAGGACUUACUGAACCAGUCCAGUGAUAAUCAAGGACAGAUCCGGAUCAGGUUAAAAUACCUGAAUGACACCCAGCGACUGGUGUACAGUAACCCAGGAGAUACAAUCGGCCAGUUCAGAAGAGCACAUUUUUCCACUGAAUUAGCAGAUAACAAGCUAGUACGUCUAAUCUUCAAUGGACAAGACAUGCGCAAUGACCGGAACACCCUACAGGGCUACAACAUCACUGACAACAGUGUAGUACACUGUCUGGUCACUCAGAACCUUCAGCAGACAGCCCAGCCUCAGAUGGACAACGGGGAUGGGGAUGCAGCCAUUGGCUCCUUCAUGCUGCCUCUCUUUGCCCUGAUACUGGCUUGCAUCUGGUACCUGCGUAUCACACAGAAGCAAUACUUCAAUGCUGUGUCCACUCUCUCUCUGGCAGGAGUGACGUUUCUCUUUCUUCUAGCCUGUGCUUCAGUGUGGCGGGGAGGUGGGGACAGAGAGCAUCAACACAUGGAUUAGAUCCAAUAGUGUCAACCCUUACCCUGGCAGUGGCAAAAUGUCUCUCCUUAUGGCAUUCAAAGGGAGAUAACUGUAUACAAGUGAUUCUUUACUGCACUCGAAAAUACUGAUAUAUGUUUCAAGUUGAAAGUGAGCAGAAUGAUUAAUCAAUUUUAGAAAUGUUCCAGUUUCAUUUCUAUUUCAAGUCUCAUUGAAAUCUGUUUUAAGUGAUUGAUAAUGUUGUCCUAUCAUUUGAAAACAACAAUAUGAAAAACAAUAGAAACAAAUGAUGACUUCAGCUAAGGGACCGUUCAUAAUUCCGGCCAGGGGGUGAUGAUGAUUUUUAUGGAAAAUCAUGUACAAUGUGAAUAACCACCCCUGAAAUUUAUGUACAAAGUAAGUGACCCCAAAAUUAGGUUGCAUAGUCAAGGAUUCUAUUUUCUUCUUUAUACAAUUUAUAGUAUUACAGUAUGGCACUUUGUCAUUGAAUAAUGAAGGAAAACAUCUGAUGCGAAUGAAAGUCUGUGUCCAUAUUAAUUUAAACAAUAAAGGUAAUCACAAAACCUUCAUAUAUGUUCUUUACACAAUAUACCGGUUCUCAGAAAAAUAUUACACAAUGUAUCGUUUGAAAAUUGUAUUGCGAUAUACCGAUGUGCUGGUAAUACUGCAGUCCUAUGUUUCACUCUUUACUUAACAAUGUUUAUUCCUGGUUUUCUUCCAGAUAUAAUAAACUUGUUUUUCAAAAAGAUUGGAAAAACUGAAAACGUUUUUCUCUAACCUAAACACAUUUUUAGUAGUCUGCUUUUAUCUUUAAUAAUUUGAUGGAUGAAAGAAUGUAUUUGAAUCAUACUGUGCUGGCUGCAUUUUGAAUAUGGCAUUAAAUUACUUUCAUAUAC